Molecule: messenger RNA, 2364 nt
Organism: Ogataea haglerorum
Lineage: Eukaryota; Fungi; Ascomycota; Pichiomycetes; Pichiales; Pichiaceae
Exons: 1
Coding region: 1-2364 (787 amino acids)
Biological process (GO): protein localization to plasma membrane
Cellular component (GO): plasma membrane
Source: RefSeq, a predicted model, not a curated record
AUGCCGUUAUUGCCAAAUUUCCGCCCCAAGCAUCAGAAGCUCAUCCUCCAAUGCUAUCCUUCCAAGAAACUUCCGCUCAAUGAGACAAAACCGAACAAUGCGGAGCUCAGCUAUCUCUUGUACUAUGCCUCGACCAGAAGAACCAAACUGGAAAAAGUGGCCAUUUUUCUCAACAAGAAGACCAGAUUGGACGUGUCUCACAAUCGCAUUGGUCAUAUCAAGGUGACCCUGUUUAUCUUACAGGAACUUAUCACCAAAUGUUCCGAUGACUUGGGAAUCAUGGCAGGUCAUAUUAUUGACAUUUUAUCCCAAGUUGUUCGAAUUAAAGAUCUGUCUACAUGCGAGCUAGCACUAUCAAUUUUCAGCAACUUUUGCAACAAAAUCCAGCAGAACCAGAAGCAGAUUUUGUCGAGCAGCGUAGAUUUGCUGAGGAGCUUUUUGCGUCUCGUUUCUAGCUUCAUUAGCCUCGGAGCUAACUCGCGCGAUUACGGAUGGUCCAAAAUAUCUUUGGACUCGACCACGGUUGUAUCUAGAUAUAUUGAUCCCAACGUGUGCAACUUUGAAAACGCAAAACUUAUUGAGAAGUCCAUCAAUGUGAUUCUGGACAAAACAGACAAGGGAGAUAAUUCUGUGCGGUUGAUGAAAACCUUGACGGGCCCCAACCACGGCAACGAAAAAAAAUCCAUCGAAGAACUUGCGAUCAACGCUUUGAAGUCAUUUUUUGACACCAAUGCAAAGAAGCAAGUGGAUUUGACCACAAAGGCGCUUGUUAAGUACGUAAUUGAGCAUCCAAGAGAAGUCAGCUGGUUUAAUAGACUCAUUGAAUCGUGCGCCAAAAAAACUCAUAUCGAGCUGAGAUACAGAAUUGUGUCCAUGUUUAUUCUGGAUCUGAACACGAGCAAAGACCCAGCGCAAAGAGAAACCAUUGCGUACUUGAUAUCAAAUCUCCUUUCGUCGCAGGACGUCAACAUGGUUGGAUUGCCGGUGAAGGAAAUACUGAGCGAUAUCCUAAGAUUUCAAAGAGAGGCCGUCAUUUCCAAACAUCCCACCUCGCUCAGCAAUGGUUACAUUGAGAUUGUUCGCAGCCUAGGAACUCACAUCUAUUACAAUGACCAAAUAAAUGAUAUGCUGGAGGAAGUCCAGAAAAUUUACUACCAGAUCAUGAACAUGAGCGAAAGCUUUACUCAAGCGUCCGAAUUUGUGGAGAUCUCGGAUAUUUACAUUUCUAACAUUAAAGGCAUUUUCCAGAGCGUGCAUGGAGACAGUCUUAUUGAUUAUAAAAGAUCUCCGUAUCGUGUCAGCAUAUUCAAUUUCUUGUUUUACACAAUAGAUUUCAAAAAUGUUCCGUCGUUUGUUAGUCCGGAAGCAAAGGUGGGAGUCCAAGUGAAGUGGUUCCAGCUGAUUGAUAACUUCUUCUCGUUUGAAGCCGACUCAAAACUGUUUUCUAGACCGAACUAUGAAAGCUGCAUCAGCAACAAAACGGACAAUGCUCUGCUGCUACUCCUCAAUUCAAUUGGAACCAUUGCAACCAAUUUAACUACUGAAUUAAAUGUUCAGAUCUACAAAACACUUAUACAACUGGUUCACACAAUGAAGACAAACUUUGUGGUGAACUACCUCAACUUUGUUUCGGAGUGGUUCGCUUCCCCGGAGGACUUCAAAUUUUCACUCAACUGGCUGGUACUUUCUGAAAUUGCUAGGGUGUAUGAUUUGCAGGAGCUGUCACAGAUCGCUGCCUCCAAAAUACAUGCCUUGGUUGCGUCGGGAUUGUGGUACAAAGAGUUUCCAGCCAUCACCGAAGAGGACACCUUCGUCAAAGAAACAGAUUUUGGCCUCUCCUCCCGAGAGCUCAUCACCCAGCUUACUGUAAACCCGGAACUCAAGACGUGGCUCUAUGCAGCCGGAUACGAGGAAGCUAGUCCCGAGAAACUACCCGUCGUUAUCAGAACGUCUCCCAAAAUGCUCCUCAGCCAAACCACCACCGCUACGGACUCGAUUCUCAACCACUCCUCGUCGUCCAUAGUGCUUCCAAACGACUCUCUGCCUCGUUCUGCUGCGGGAUCUAUCGGUAACGGCUCGCUCUUCCACUACUCCACUGCUCGCUCCAAGACAUCGUCCAAAAUGAAUUCGAACUCAACCCAUCUUAGAGACUUGCGCUCAAUCAUUUCUGGCAACAGUGCGGGCCCGUCAAGUAGAGAGAGCAUGUACAAAUACAGCAUGGUCAAGACAUCGGCUCCCAAUUUAGGGCCGAAGAAAAGUGGUCUUGCAUAUUGCAUCAGCGACUUGGACCUGAGUGACGACUCAGAGAACGAGUAUGCAGACGCUCAAGCAGUUCAGAACGGAAACGGUCCGCUCACUGCAUAG